AUGUGUGAAUCUGUUGAAGAAAUGGCAGAAAUGUAUAAAGAAUAUCUAGUCGAAUACGAUGAUUUCGAGAUACAUGAUACAAUCGGCUCAGGAGGCUUUAGUGAAGUAUUUGAUGCAACAUUUAUCCCAACAGGCCAAAGAUGUGCUGUUAAAAAGCUGAAAUUCAAAGAAAUCAAGAACGACGAAUUCAAUUUAUACUAUCGUGAAAUCGAAGUUUUGACAAAAUUAAAUCAUCCAUAUUGUCUUAAUCUGAUUGGUUUUUCAGUUCAUCGUCCAUUUAUCAUUGUUACGGAACUUCUUCAACGUGGUUCUCUUUAUGAUGCUUUGAGAUGGAAGGAUCCAGAGAAACCAUUAAAUGGAUCACAGAAAACCAUCAUUGCCAUGUGUAUUGCAAGUGGUAUGGAGCGUCUACACAAACUAAAUAUCAUACAUCGCGAUCUCAAAUCACUAAAUAUACUUUUAGACAACGACAAACUGCCAAGAAUUAUUGAUUUCGGUUUAUCAAGAGAAGUAUCAGAAUCUGAUGCCAUCAUGACAAUGCAGAUAGGUACUCCGCAUUGGAUGGCACCUGAACUUUUCUCUUCUCAGCCUUAUUCAUUCAAAGUCGACGUUUACUCUUACGGAAUGCUUCUUUGGGAGAUGCUUACCAACAGUUCUCCUUUCAAAGGCAAAACGGCAGCCCAAAUCAUGUACGAAGUAGUUGAAAAAGGCGCCAGACCCGCAAUUCCAAACAGAUGUCCCUCAUCCCUUAAAGCAAUGAUCAAUGCGUGCUGGGCACAAGAUCCAGAACAAAGACCUACAUUCCAUCAGAUAUACAAAGCCUUCUCAAACGGAAAUGUUGCAUUUGAAGGUUCAAAACCAACGAAAGUAGACGACAUUGUACGUAAGAACCAAGCAUUAUUCAUGACUAGAGGUGAAUUCGCAUCCCAAUACUCCAUGAAAAGCAGAAGAAAACUACAUUCGAUGAGUAGUGAUUCACAAAAGUUCAAUUUGCUAUCUGAUGUCGAUUCCGCGAACUUCGAAUCAACCUUCCAACAGAUUGUAAGUCAUUUCUCACAAGAAAUGGCUGGAAGGUUCUUUUCCGCGAUGAAAAACAUAUUGAAACAAAAAUUACAGACAAACCAGCUCUUAAUUGUCCUUAGGGGUAUUGAAAAAGUGAUUUCCUCCGAUCAAAAAGUAUACAAAUUCUUUAUCAACUCCGAAAUUUACCAAAAAUUUUACUUUGACGUGCCGGAAAUCGCUGAACCGCUGUUUGGAAUAUUCCUCAUGCUGUUUACGAUAUCUCCUACUAGUGUUACCCGUGAAAAUAUGGAUUGCAUCAAAAAUUAUAUUUCUAUUUGCCCUGAAAAGGUUUUGAGACUUCUGAAUAUCAUUACAUCGCAUAAGAAAAUCCCUUCAGGACAUAUUUUGUUCGCAAAAGCUGUAGAUAUCAUUUUUAAUAACGCAAAUGAUUUUAUUUCGGCCGGAUCGAGUCGCCACGUGUUGCAAUUGAUCUAUUCAUUGAGAAAGCAAAUCAGAGAGUUCAAGAAUAACUCUUCUUAUAGUUUUGAGCGAGUUUUGCAAAUUGUUCUCGAUAAUUUAGAUGAUAACAGCGAAUACGCCCUUGAUAUCAUCCUUAAUGACCCUAAAAUAAAGAUAUCUAUCUCUCCAGAGACGAUAUCUUCACUCCUUCAUAACGAAAAACUGAUUGAUAAAACAUUAUCUGCCAUUAUCCAAAUGGAUCAAGAUUUGCAGGACAACUCAUUAUUGGCAUUGAUAAACUAUGCCAAGAAAUCGAAGUUUGCCUGUCUAACUCUUUGCCAGAGAUGUUUAAAUGAACAAAUCGCGAUAAGGAUGGCCAAUCUCGGCAAAAACUGGUUGCUUGAGGAACUACCAGACCUGGAUGGUACAAUAAGAAUACUUUUGGUCAUAAUGCAACAUGAAAAUGCCAGGCAAUAUCUUCCUGUCGAAGUUUCUCAUCCGUUGUUGGCCGCUGUUACUCCGAAACACAUAAGAUACAUAUAUCCAGCGUUUAUGAAGCUUUCCGUCACUCAAGAAUUGUUGAAUUCCCUUGGAAACGACUUUUUGGCAAAAUACUACUCAGUUGCAUUCCGAAAUGGACCGGAACUGAUCAUAACCGCUUUAUCUAUUACAGAUAAAAUAGCAAGAUGUGGAUUUUUCAAAGGAUUUGUCGGAAUUAUCCACUAUAUUAAGAAAUUAUUGGAAAAUGAGAAAUGGAAGAGUUACGCAAUACCUACUAUUGCAGAGUUAUCCAUGUUUGACGAGAUGAAAACUGAAUUUGCCAAAGAAAACAUCGAAUUUCCUAAUGAUUUAUCAAAACUCUUUUAG
Messenger RNA from Trichomonas vaginalis G3, 2328 nucleotides. Its product is annotated as protein kinase protein. The record is from RefSeq and is a predicted model, not a curated record. The transcript has a single exon. Gene Ontology annotation, biological process: protein phosphorylation. Bases 1 to 2328 code for a protein of 775 amino acids. Gene Ontology annotation, molecular function: protein kinase activity; ATP binding. NCBI's taxonomy places the organism in Eukaryota, Parabasalia, Trichomonadida, Trichomonadidae.